Messenger RNA from Radiomyces spectabilis, 833 nucleotides. RefSeq names its product DASH complex subunit Duo1-domain-containing protein. The transcript has 2 exons. The record is from RefSeq and is a predicted model, not a curated record. Lineage: Eukaryota; Fungi; Mucoromycota; Mucoromycetes; Mucorales; Radiomycetaceae. Gene Ontology annotation, biological process: mitotic cell cycle. Gene Ontology annotation, cellular component: DASH complex; mitotic spindle. The coding region runs from base 17 to 526 and encodes 169 amino acids.
CCCUACUUUAUAUAACAUGGCUGAAGAUUCUAGUCAUCGUGUUGGAAUACAUGGCGAGGUUUCAACAUCUCAAUUCAAUAACAGGAUGUUAAUUGAUAGUGGGAACGGGCUAGGGGAAGAUGGGCCUCUGAUAUCCACGACAGCUACACCUCGUCACUUUCAACCGCCAUCCAGCGUACCUCAUCGACAGAGUCUAUUGUUAGCGUCCAAUCGACGGGCCACGAUGCUCUUCCGCACCAUGGACCAUUCUCAACCGCCCGUUGAAGAUCAAAAAAAUUCAGCGGAAGUGAAUGCCCGAUUACGCCGCGAUUAUGAAACUGUUCAAUCGCUCAACCGAUCAAUAGAAUCCAUUAUUCAGGAUUUCCAGGAAGCCACAGGCAAAAUUCAGACUUUUGCCGAUACAGUGGAUCAGACCAACCAGCUGUUAGACGUAUGGAUGCACAUUUUAUCGCAGACUGAACACACUAAGCGACUUUUGGAAGAUCCCCAAUGGCAUGGGAGGGAUACAACCGACUCUGGCUCAUAAAUCUCUAGAUUACUAUCAGCAAAAGAAGAAGAAGAAAAGGGACUAUACGGACAUCAUCAAUAGGCUACUUUUCUUUUCCCUUUCUUGGGGAAGUCGCAGGGCGACUAUCAAUACCUUUUAACGUGUACAUAUUUAUUCCUUUCAAUCGUAAACUCGUUUUCAUGUGCCCUUAUUGUCCCUUAUGAUCACCAUCGUAUAUAAUUCUUUUUCUUUCUGCUAUCCCGAAACGGAGUUGAAGUGGUUCAUCCGAUUUGUCGCUUUCGUAAGGACGAUUUCAGCAUCAUUUGGUCCACGACAAUGAUAAAAU